Rubroshorea leprosula is the source of this 1669-nucleotide messenger RNA. The record is from the annotation of a GenBank genome assembly. Lineage: Eukaryota; Viridiplantae; Streptophyta; Magnoliopsida; Malvales; Dipterocarpaceae.
AUAAGAGACUAACCCAAUUGAAGGACGACCCGGACCUAUGCAAAGUCUCGCACUUACUCUUGCCUCCAUGGCAGAGAACUGCCUCUCCAUGUCAUUGUUGAAGCAAAUUCAUGCAUUCACAAUCUGUAAUAAUCUCCGCCACCACCCUAUUUUGCUAGCUAAGAUCCUUCGUUUUGCUGCAGUUUCACCUGCGGGUGACUUACUCUAUGCCCAACGCCUGUUCGAUCAAAUUCCUCAACUAGACACUUUCUUUUAUAAUACUCUGAUUCGAGGUUACUCUAAUAGUCCAUGGCCUGCUUGCUCAGUCCGUUUGUUUAAUGAGAUGAGGCAUAAUCGUCUUGAUCCAGAUGGGUUUACUUUCACGUUCAUGCUUAAAGCACGAUCAAGGAUGAAAAUGAGUUUACCUGCAAUCAUGGGGUCAGAUGAGAUACAUGGGGCGGUAUUUAAGUUUGGGUUUCUCACGCAAUAUUUGUUUGUGCAGAAUGGGUUAAUUCAUUUGUAUGCAUCAAGGGGAAUACCUAUGGCAGCUCAUAGAGUGUUUAAUGAAAUGGUGGCUGUGGAUGUUGUUUCGUGGUCUGGUUUAGUUGUGGCACAUGUGAAAGCACGGGAGCUAGAACAUGCAAGGUGGGUUUUUGAUCAGAUGCCUGAGAGGGAUGUGGUUUCUUGGACUGCUAUGGUUGCUGGGUACUCACAAGCAAAGCGGUCAAGGGAGGCGUUAGAAUUGUUUAGGGAGAUGAGGGAGGCAGGGGUGAGACCUGAUGAGGUAACUAUGGUGAGUGUGAUUUCCGCUUGCACAAAUUUGGGUGAUAUUGGAACUGGACUGGAUGUGCAUAAGUACAUCAACGAGAAUGGAUUCGGGUGGAUGAUUUCCCUUUGCAAUGCAUUGAUUGACAUGUAUUCAAAGUGUGGAUGCAUGGACCGAGCUUGGCAAGUAUUCAGUAACAUGAAUAGAAAGAGUUUGAUUACUUGGAAUACAAUGAUCAUGGCCUGUGCAAACUAUGGUAAUCCAGAAGAUACAUUUGCACUGUUCAGCUGCAUGUUAAAUUCUGGGAUUUUACCUGAUGGGAUUACAUUCCUAGCCCUCUUGACUGCAUAUGUACACAAGGGGUGGGUUGAUGAAGGAUGCCAACUGUUUGAGAGGAUGCAAAGAGAUUACAGAAUCCAGGCAGGUGUUGAGCAUUACAGAUGCAUGGUGGAUCUGUUAGGCCAUGCUGGGAGGUUGGAGGAAGCAUACAAUUUAAUAACCAGCAUGCCGAUGCCAAGCAAUGAUGUUGUUUGGGGAGCUUUACUUGCAGCUUGUAGAAUUUAUGGUGAUGUAGAUAUGGGUGAGAGGGUUGUUCAGAAGCUAUUAGAGUUAAAGCCACAUGAAGGAGGCUACCAUGUUCUCCUUCGUGAUAUUUAUGCGAUUGCAGGUCAAAGAGUAGAAAGCAAAUAAGAUGAGGAAGAAAAUGAGGGACAAUAAAGCAAGGAUGACUACAGGCUGCAGUUGGGUGGAAGAUUAACCUUGUAACCGGUUUAUGCACAUUUACAGUUGCCAAAGUUCCAAAAAAUUAUGCAUAACAACACAUUAUUUUACACUGCAGUGGCUACAAGUUUAGGUGGCACAAUGUUGUCAGCCUCUUUGCCUGUAGGAGAUCAUCUGUAUCUUGAAUCAAUUCAUUGGAUUGGA